This is a messenger RNA of Zingiber officinale, 1528 nucleotides long. Its product is annotated as transcription factor UNE12-like. The record is from RefSeq and is a predicted model, not a curated record. Gene Ontology annotation, biological process: regulation of transcription by RNA polymerase II. The transcript is spliced from 7 exons. Gene Ontology annotation, cellular component: nucleus. Gene Ontology annotation, molecular function: RNA polymerase II cis-regulatory region sequence-specific DNA binding; protein dimerization activity; DNA-binding transcription factor activity, RNA polymerase II-specific. Bases 136 to 978 code for a protein of 280 amino acids. NCBI's taxonomy places the organism in Eukaryota, Viridiplantae, Streptophyta, Magnoliopsida, Zingiberales, Zingiberaceae.
CCUUUCUGCUUCCUUCCUUCCUUCCUUCCUUCUCUUUCUCUCUCUCUCUCGUUCCCUCUCUUCUCAUCGCUUCUCGUAUAUAAUAUUGUUCUCCAUCCUUCCUUAUUCCACUUCCUUCCCAGCUCCACCCUCUCCAUGGCGAACCAGCCACCGCCGCCACCGGAGGGCAUCAGCGACGAUUUCUUCGAGCAGAUAUUCUCCUUGCCCCCUUCCUACGCCGCCUCCGGGGACGCCGCCGGUGCCGGUGGAGGCUCGCUGCCCCUCGGGCUCAGCUUGGACCAAGGCUCCUCCUCCGGCGGGAAAAGACUCCACGAUGACCCACACGGGAAGGCGGAGAGGGAAACGUUUCCAUCCGCGGCGUUGUUUCCUCCUGGAUUCGGGCACAUCCAGUUGCAUCAUAUUCGACCUAACCCCCCUCCUCAGGUUUUCCAUGGUCAACCAAAGCUAGGUGGAGUUGCUGUAAUGCCUCAACCUGCAGCACCGCGACCAAAAGUGCGAGCAAGGCGUGGCCAGGCUACCGACCCUCAUAGCAUUGCUGAGCGGUUACGCAGAGAAAGGAUAGCGGAAAGAAUAAGAGCACUACAGGAAUUGGUACCGAACACUAAUAAGACAGAUAGAGCAGUCAUGCUUGAUGAGAUUUUGGAUUAUGUGAAGUUUUUGAGGUUGCAAGUGAAGGUUCUAAGUAUGAGUAGGCUGGGUGCUGCUGGCGCUGUGGCACAGCUGAUAGCUGAUGUUCCUGUAUCAGUUGAGGGGGAGGCCAGCAAGAGUGGCAGCCAUCAAAAUGUAUGGGAGAAGUGGUCAACAGAUGGCACAGAACGGCAAGUAGUGAAGCUGAUGGAAGAGGAUAUAGGAGCCGCAAUGCAGUUCCUGCAGUCCAAAGCUCUGUGCAUGAUGCCGAUUUCGCUUGCUAUGGCGAUCUAUGACACGCACCAGCCUGAAGCCCAAUCAGUCAAACAUGAACCCAACACACCUUCAUAACAAAAGCAAUAGACUGUGACUGCACAUCCGUGGGACUUCAUUCUUACAUCAUCCUAACAAUCAUGAUGCCGAAGAUUCCUCAGUAGACGGCAAAUAAUGUAAUUCUCUUCCUUUUCCCCCCCUCAAGAUCCAUAUGAUUGCGAGCAUAUGGUGAUGAAGUAGUCAACUCAAAUCCACAAAACUUACAAUGCACUAGGUCACUCAGAAAAGGUCUUCCCUGAUCUUACUUUCUGGGUGAUAUAGCGCACUGACCGUGCCCUUUUGUGGUGGACUGCUUUUGUGUAGUGGAUGUGUUUGGUUGAACAUGAUGUUUCAUAGAAAGUUUGAGGUAAAAUGCUUAUUAUUGAUGAAGGUGAUGACGAUGCUUCGGUUGAGUGCGACACAGCGGUGCGAGUCAAAUGGUGGCUGAUCAAACGUCUUCUUUUUUUCUCUAGUGGAUGUGUACCAUGAUAGUGCUUUGUAACUUUAGGGUUUGCUCAAACCAUUAGAAGGACAAAGAUCCAUGGAAAAUCUUCAAGUCUGCUAUCUUAUUGGUUCAUUUCCUUGUUCA